Messenger RNA from Hyposmocoma kahamanoa, 2159 nucleotides. RefSeq names its product UPF0692 protein CG33108. NCBI's taxonomy places the organism in Eukaryota, Metazoa, Arthropoda, Insecta, Lepidoptera, Cosmopterigidae. Bases 16 to 846 code for a protein of 276 amino acids. The record is from RefSeq and is a predicted model, not a curated record. The transcript is spliced from 2 exons.
UUCUAUACGUUUAAUAUGAGCACAAUCCCCCCAGCGCCGCCUCCGCCGCCACCACCUCCUCCACCAGCACCGCCACUGAGACUAGAUAUAUCACCAAGUCCCCCGACAAGUUACGCAAAUAGACAUCUUCCUUAUUUAGAUAUUUGCAAUUGGGACACAAAGUAUCCACAACUUUGGGAAGCCUGUGCUAAAUUCAACAUUUGCUUGGAUGAAGCCCCUUAUAAAUAUAGCUACAGGGCUUUUGAGUCAAUAAUACAAGUGGGGCCAACGUGUGGGCUUGUAGCCCUUUCCAUGUUAAUGAAUGGAGAAGUACCACCAGACGAAAUCUUGACCAUAGCGAGACACGAGGGCUUUACUUGCCAGGGCGAAAUGUUUAGCUGCAAGAACCUCGUAAAUUUAGCCGAAAAAGUGAUAAGUUUAGCCGAGGUCAAUCUGCAAUGUAGUUUAAGAUUUGGAGGUCUGUUUAGUGAGGAAAUUGUGGAGAAACUGUUGAAUGGCGCUGCUUUGUUAGUACCUUAUGACGCAGACUGCAACCACUCGCCGUGUCUUCGGAAGGGGCACACAGCCCACUGGGCACUUAUUUGCGGCGUCAUCAUCAUCAAAAAUCCAGACAACUCGUACACUAGUGAUCCUAACAAUGUGUACGUACUAGCAUUACAUGGCAAGUCAAGAUAUCUAGCUGCAUGGAGGCUAUAUGAUUUAGAAAAAAGUAACAAAAAUCUAAUAGAAUUUUCGCCGAACAAAGAGUCAGAUGGACUGCAAUAUGCUUUGCCUGAGGAUGGUAUUGGUGGAGAAAAUGGCUUGAGAGACCAGUUUUUAAUCUUUGAAAAUUUUGAACGAUUUUAAUGGCCUAGACAUUAGUUAAAAUGGGUUUUUAACCGACUAACGCUAAAUAGUAUAUAGGGAAGAGUAGGGUAAUAGUUUUAAGCAGGUCAUUGUACUUGUUGGGGCUUGGUUUUGUUAGAAUAUAUACCAUAGUUGUGAAAUUUUAAGAAUUUUAAGAAAAUGUUUUCUAUCGCUCAAUCAUUAAGAUAAGCAUCAAAAUAGCGGACUGUAUCAAUGGGGUUCGGGUGGGUGCUGACUGACCCUCACUCUAAACCUCUUGGUUAUGCAGGAAGGGCACUAUAACCUGUACGAGCAGCCCGCACAGGGACCUUCUGACCCCAGAUCAGCCCGUUUGCGCGGACUUCAACCAGUUCUCAAAAUGCUGCCUUAGGUGAGCCGCUCCGGGUGCACAUCCAGCACCCUCACUAUUUUCCAAAUAGGUAUCGGAGCUGUAGGCACGCUCACUUCCCGUUGCGCUCUCCGCAACUAACGGUAAGCAAGACCAGCUCCCAUACCUUUUCUACAUAAGUUUUGAUUAUAGUGACCCUCCCUAUCAACCUCUUGGUUAUGCGGGAAGGGUACUAUAACCUUAUAAGUUCAAAUUCUGACCCCAAACCAGCCAGUGUAGAGGGUUGUCACAGACCGUUGUCACUGACUUCAUCCGGUUCUAAAGAGGCUAAUGCCUCGGGUGAGCCGCCCCAGUGCACGUACAGUUUACCACCUUACCUAUUUCUGCCGCCAAGAAGUAAUGUCAGCUUUACCGUGUUCCGGUUUUGAAGGGUAAGGGUGCUGGUGAAAUUACAGACACAUGACACUUGUCAACUUAUGUCUGAGAGUGACGCGCGCAUUGCAGUGCCCUUCAAUUUUUUUGCGAUUUAAAGCUCUGAGUGACAAUGCAACUGUUAUGGACAGGUUACCACAAGGCGCACGACUUGUUGUCCGGAGAGACUACGGGCUCCCCGGCAAGACCUAGGAACAGCGGGCGUCCGGGCCAAGCCCUCCGUCAGUGAUACGCCUUGACGGGCGUAUCCUGUAUAGUGGCGAACUAGGGGAUAUUUCAAUAAAACUUGGCAAAUAGAUGUAUACGUAUUUUCUCAAUUCCACAAUUUAAAUCUACAACAGUAUUUGAUUUCGUGUGUGAUGCUAUAUGAUGUUAAGCUUUAUCGUGAAUAAGACACUAAGCUUUCCAUUGACUUAAGUAAUUAUUUAAUUUCUUUUGCUCUAUUUGUACCAACACAAAAUUUGUAAUUUAUAAUUAAUUGACAGAAACUUUCAAAACAUGCUGUACGUACACGCUCCUGGUUGGCAUUCUGGUCCAAAUCUAGUUUUAAGCA